AUGAGAUGGCACGGGAAAGUGGCUAUAAAGAACGACAUCAACGCCUUCUACUUUGCCACAACAGUUCCCCUCAUUGCUUAUUUCCGAGAAGAUGGCCAGAUGGAGAAACGUGAGUUCCUGGAAGAAUGGAAGAGCAUUCCAGAGCAGAAUGAGCAACAAUUCACCCUUCAUAACACCCAUAACUUGAACGCAGAUGCGAUUUGCACCAAACUUCAACAGAAUAACAUUCAUACCGUAGCUCGCCGCCAAGUCGACAAUCAACAACUUCUUUAUCAUUCCGUUAAGUACACCAACAACCUGAAUGUACUGUCCGAGCUUAAAGUGAAUUCCCAAACAACUACGAUAACGCUGUCUCUGAAAUCGAAGAAUCUUAUGGCGAUUGCAAACAUGAAUGAAGUCUUCCAGACACUUCUCAACUGA
Molecule: messenger RNA, 420 nt
Organism: Caenorhabditis remanei
Lineage: Eukaryota; Metazoa; Nematoda; Chromadorea; Rhabditida; Rhabditidae
Exons: 5
Coding region: 1-420 (139 amino acids)
Biological process (GO): intracellular protein transport; vesicle-mediated transport
Cellular component (GO): membrane coat; clathrin adaptor complex
Source: RefSeq, a predicted model, not a curated record